Paramuricea clavata is the source of this 1491-nucleotide messenger RNA. The record is from the annotation of a GenBank genome assembly. Lineage: Eukaryota; Metazoa; Cnidaria; Anthozoa; Malacalcyonacea; Plexauridae.
AUGUACUGUUUUAGACGACACCAUUAUAAUAAAUCUGUAUUAAUUUGGUUGUUUCUGGUGAAAUACUGGGAAGGUAAUGAAUUUUGUACAGAUAUAUUUAAUCUUUUCAAUAAUCAUUCAAAUAUUAUUGAUGAGUCAGUCGUAGAAUAUGUUCACUCUGUUAUUCGAAGACAUACAAAAGAUGGCGCAAGUGAGAAAACUUUGGCUGAUACUAUGAAAGCGAUCUUUGGUUGUGGUCUACGCCAGGAGAAUUUCCGUUCAACUUUCACUCCAGCACGAAAUUAUGUAUUUAGUCGUGUUCAACUGAAGUACUUGCAUACUAGAGUGGCUAAAAUUUUAGUUUCUAUUUUUUCAAAAAUUUGUUCCAGUCCAGGUGAAUCGUAUUUACUUCCAAAAUCCAAAGGACAACCACGGGACUGCACAAUGUUCAUCCUUCCAACUUUAUUUGGUGAGAAACCAGUGAAAAGUUACAUGUUGCCACUGGGUUUUCAGUGUGAGAAGAAGCCAGACAUAAACAGUCGAUGUGACUACAUCUGUGUGGCACCGGAAGAUGCCGACUGGCAGAUUUUUGAAGGGUGCUGGCAUUCCUUUCACAAAGAAUGUUUGAAAGAUUUAACCUAUUGCCCCAUCUGUUCUAAUCAUCUAAAUAAUGUUAUUUAUCAUUGUCUAUAGCAGCUAACUCCUCUUUUGUAAAUGGAGGAAAUCAAGAUAACCUAGGUGUUGAUGUGCAAACAUCAGACUCAGAUUCUGAUGAUGAUAGUAAUGAAUUGGAAUGUGAUAAUUUGGGUAUUAAUACCAAUGAAUCUAAUAUUGAAAAUACGCUAAAUAAUAUCAACUUAUCGCUAAUGCAAUUAAGGCCUCAGUCGCCUAGUAAUACUUCUGUAAAUAGUAAUGAACAGUGUGAUGUUGAUUCAUCCACUUUAUUAACGAACGUACAAACAAGUAAGAGAUCUCCACAUUGUUGAACAUGCCAUCAUACAAGAAACGGGCAUGGCAAGGGAUCUUCUAAUGCUAAAUGCACUAUGUGUCCAGAUAAUAUAUGCUCAGCUAGUGGACGUAGUAAGCCAUGUAUAUGUCAUUGGCACAUAUCUCAACAAAAUUCUAUGGAGACAAUUAUACCAUAUUCUGUUGUUAAAUUUACUAAUGUCAAUUAUGUUAAUGAAUAUCUUCUAUCUUUUUGUCAGUCCAACAUGGACAGUCAAUCAUUGGGAAGUAAUGCAUGUACAAUUAUUGCUGUGUUAGUUGCUAUUAACUUCCUUUCUGAUACUGCAUGGUUUUCACAACACCACCUCCUCUCAACAUUGGAUUCCAUUUUCCUUGCCUACAGCUACCAACUGUUCACUGAGGGAAACCAGAUGUACGAGAGAGAGCCUUGAUGAGGAACAAAUUAAUUAUUGUGCACCUGAAAUUCUUGAGCAUCCAGAACUUGGCUUGAUAGACAAUGCUGAGGAGAAGAAUAUCAGUUCAACAAUUUUGCAGACUUUUUGUUAG